Diospyros lotus (date-plum) is the source of this 1864-nucleotide messenger RNA. RefSeq lists its product as uncharacterized. The transcript has a single exon. The record is from RefSeq and is a predicted model, not a curated record. The coding region runs from base 190 to 801 and encodes 203 amino acids. NCBI's taxonomy places the organism in Eukaryota, Viridiplantae, Streptophyta, Magnoliopsida, Ericales, Ebenaceae.
UUCAGCCGAAAGAGAGAGAAAAAAAGAGAUGAAUUGAUUCCGAAUUCAAGAGCCUUUGUAACGGUAAGGUUUUCUGCUGGAGAAGCUGAAGAACUGCCAACUGCUGGGGCAAAAUGCAGACAUGAGCCUUCAUUCGAAACCCCAAUCUCCGCUCUCGAUGUUUUCCUUCGCUUCAAACUAAACAAUAGAAUGAAUUUUCUUCCUUGCAGCAUCAAGUCGUCCCUCUUCUGGACGCCUUCCAGUCUCUCCCUCCCCAAUCGGAAGUCCUCGCUUUGGAAUCAAAUCCAAACCAAAGAUUGCGUUAUAAGUGCCCGAAAGAGUAGAAGGCGAAAUGGGUACCGACGGUCCAGAAAGUUCAUACUCGAUUCAAUCCGUUUUGUCGCGUCGAAUCUCAACAUCUUGCCAGAGCCACUGGCAUUGGUGAUUAGAGAAUUCGGAGGGGGCAAUGGAGGGGGAUUCGGGUUUUGGAAGGGAUUUGGGGGAGAAGGGUUUGACGGGUGGGGGAGAAAGAGGAAUAACAAGCUAGGGUUUCUCGGGUUCGCGAUAGUGUUUGGAUUGGGAAUGUGGUUGGUUUCGGGAAAGGAAUUGGGGAAUGAUGUGAUUUUGGGAUUUUUGGCCUUAUCUUUGUUGGGGGUUUCAGUUAAUGGGUGGAAAAGGGUUGUAGAUGGGAUUUUAGGGUUUUGUUUUUGUGCUGUUUUGGUGGGUUUGGGGAUCAGCAGAAGAGAAAAUUUGCAGAAAUGGGCAAAGGGUUUCAAAGUCACCGGGACUUUAAGAAGAAGAAAAGGAAGAAGACCCAUAUAAGGGCAAUGUUUUACAUUCAUCUUUAUCUUUGGUAUUGCAAUUUGCAAUUCUUAAUUUCUUUGACUAAUUGUACUAUGUGAUAAUCAGAUUCUUCUGUGCUUCAUUUCUAAAACAGCUUAGAUUUCAGAACUCUUGAAUUUGAGAUUCUGAUAAGCCAAUAUGCUUUAGUGAUCCAUGAACUUAAUAAAAGGAGAAUCUAUAGAUUCCAGUUUUUGAUGUAGCAUUGGAAGAUGCCAUUGUGAUAUGCUCUUCACACUUGUUCUUGUUGCCGAAGGAGAUGAAUAAGAAUUGCAAGCCCCAUUGUCUAUUUCCCACACCAAACAUUGUGUUACCAGAUUAAAGUUGAAACUAUUGCUUGGACUUGAUGUUGAUGCAAUGUUUAUGAUAUGUUGACGGCAAUUAAGUUUUCCAGAUUUUGCUUUGAAUCACAGGCAUCAUCUAUGGGCAGGAUAAAGGCUUGAUAUUGUUUUUGUACAUACCAAAGAGGAAAAUAGACACGAAAUAUUUAUCUGAUCAAGCAGAGUCUGCCAAUGUCUACAUAUUUAAACCUUUUACACUAAUCUCCGUCUAUGACCUCACCGUGUGAUGCAUUGUUAAGAGGUCUCAUAAUCAAGCAGCUCCAUUGAAUAAAGAAUGAUCGUCGAGUACACAAGUACAGCCUCUUUUGCUGUUUGUGAACUUAACGCUGAAACUGAAGCCCUUUCAACAAAAACUACUUGUCCUUUUAUUUCUUCCAGAUUAUAUGGUAGCCAUGCAUUGACAGUAUGUUAGGCAGCCUAUCCAAUGUUAUGUGGCUGGAUGCCCUAUAUGGGGCGCGCAAGUCUCACUGUUUUUGAUCUGGGUUCGUCGAGUAGCAGUUCCAAAUUGUGCUUUUGACAGCUCAGAAUGCGCCGGGACUGUUGGAUUAUAACACGACAGUAAGACCUAGAGAGGCAGAAAAUAUUUUUCGUGGAAGCUGAACUCAGUCAAUUUUGCUUGAUACAAAUUGCAUGGUACAAGUCCCUAUUUAUAUUUUAUGGAGCCUAAAAGAGCUUUCUAUACACUCCUUUGGGCAUAUACUUCU